This is a messenger RNA of Salvia splendens (bonfire salvia), 1053 nucleotides long. RefSeq lists its product as uncharacterized. Lineage: Eukaryota; Viridiplantae; Streptophyta; Magnoliopsida; Lamiales; Lamiaceae. The record is from RefSeq and is a predicted model, not a curated record. The transcript has a single exon. The coding region runs from base 1 to 1053 and encodes 350 amino acids.
AUGGCGGAUAUUGUCCGUGACAAUCAGAACCCAAACGAGCCACACGUGUUUGAGCCAAACAAAAUUAAAAACAUAAGCUUCGCGAGUGUCAACAAUGGAGUCCCAGCAAUCUACUUCUCUGGCGUGGAUACUCGGCAGCUUGCUGAGAACAUGGGGAAUGCUGUGGUGGGCAAGUUCUCGCACUCCAUCCCGGCGUCGCAUCAGAUCCAAAAGGCACUUGACAACAUCAAAUUCUCCAAGGGUAUGACUUGGAAAUACAUCAAUGCUAAACACAUACUUAUCCAAUUCGAUGAUAUUGCGGACUAUGCCCGUAUGCUCGGAGGGCCGAAGGGAACCCCGAUUUGGUACGUUGACCGCCACUCAAUGCGUGUUUUCAAAUGGUCUCCUGAUUUUGAUGUAUAUUGUGAGUCCCCAAUAGCUGCCAUUUGGUGUAACUUGAUCGCGCUCCCCAUCCAUCUAUUUGACACCGCGGCCCUGUUCGCAAUUGAGAAACUCCUUGGCACGCCGAUCCAAAUUGACAAGGCCACAGCAGCCAAGUCGCGCUUGUCCUUUGCUCGCAUCUGUAUUGAGAUCGACAUUACUAAACCUCCCCCAGAAGAGAUCAUCCUCGACAUUUGCGGGAGGGAGAUCAUCCAGCAGAUUAAAUGGGACAAAAUCCCUGCAUAUUGCCUGGAUUGUAAGCACGUUGGGCAUACAAAAGAGGUUUGCUACGCCAAUGGUAGAACGGGAAGGCCUAUGAAGCGGAACUACCAUACCAUGCCGCCACCGGGGAUGGCCCAAGGAGAGAAAACCAGGUUCAACAAUGGCAACCAACAGACGGACAAAACCAUGAAGCCAAAUCAGGAAGGCAACACCAAUUCAUUAAAACUGAUCAAUUACCAGAAAGACGAGACACCCUCUGCUCACCAGCCGGAUAUCAUGGGCAAUUUCGGAGAGGCAGAAUAUCCGGAUCAGGAUUUCCAAGUUCAAGGACGUCGAAGGCAAGGGAAUCAACGACGCAGCCUCUCACCGGGGUAUAAAACGAGCCAUGGGGCGAGGAAGGGAGCCACCUAA